GGGAAUUCUGCGUUCAGUACAAUUUUCUGAAUGUGUCAGACAUUAGUUAACGGUUUCGAAACAAAUUCAAAAGCAGGAAGUGAAUAAUUAAAAAACUAUGGCUAUGCAAAAAGAAGAAGUUGUAAUAUCGGGUAUUGGAGGAGUAUUUCCUGAAUGCGACACGAUGGAAGAAUUAAAAGACUUACUAUUUAACAAAACCAAUGGAAUAACAAUCGAUUCAAGAAGAUGGAAACCAAAUGAACUUGGUGCUAUUGCUGGAACCGGAAAGCUGAAAAAUGUUGACAAAUUUGAUGCAACAUUUUUCAGUGCUCAUCCUAAACUAGCCGAAGCAAUGGACGCAAUGACAAGAAUCUACAUAGAACGUUCAAUUGAAGCGAUUUUCGAUGCAGGUUUGAGUCCAGCAGAUUUACAUGGGACAAAUACAGCAGUAUUUUCGGGUUCAGCUAUCAGUGAAACAGAAAUGUUUACAUUGGACUCAUCUAAAACUGCUGCUUUUUCAAUGUUAGGACGGAGUAGAACAAUGCAAGCAAAUCGCGUUUCAUACAUUCUUAAUUUAACAGGCCCCAGUUUCACAAUGGACGGAGGAUGGAUUUGUGGAUCAAAUGCUUUAGAAAAAGCCAAAGCAAUGAUUGAAAAUGGUUUCAUAUCAUCUGCAAUUGUUGGUGUUACUAAUUUGGCUCUUAGACCAGAAAUACAGUUCCAAUUCCAAGGAUUGAAUAGAUUGAAUCAAAGUUUUCAAACAAAAUCAUUCAGUGCUGAUGCUGAUGGCUAUAACAGAUCAGAAGCUUGUAUAGUCAUGUAUCUUCAAAAAGCAUCUGAAGCAAAACGUUCCUAUGGAACGUUAUUGAGUGUAAGAUCAGUACAGUUUGGAGACCACGAAGGUCAUAUAACUGAGCACAAUGGAAAUAACUUUAAGUCAUUACUUUUGGAUUCUUAUAAACAGGCUAAUAUAGAUCCAGCUUCUGUAGAAUACAUUGAAGCUUACGGAUCAGGAAUAAAGAGCGAAGAUGCUAUGGAACUAAAUAUUAUGGAAGAAGUGUUUUGUACUGAAAAGAGGAAGACACCUUUAAAAGUGGGUUCUAUUAAGAGCAACAUAGGCCAUUGUGAAGUUUCUGGUCACUUUAUUUCAAUUGUGAAAGCCAUCAUUAUAUUGGAAAGCGGUUAUAUACCACCCAAUAUAAAUUACUCGGAACCAAAUAAAAGUGUAUCAGCAUUAAAAAAUGGAAAAAUUCAAGUAGUUACUGAAAAAACUCCUUUCAAAAGUGACGUAAUCGGAGUCAGUUCUUUCGGAUUUUUAAAUUCAUUUAGUCAUAUUAUUCUAAAAAGAAAUAAUAAAGUAAAACAGAUAUUCAAACACAUAGGUAGUAAUGAUUAUAUACCAAGACUUAUAUUAUCUUCUGGACGAAAUGAAGAAAAUGUUAGAGCAACUGUAAAAAAGAUCAAAUAUCACGGAAAUGAUCUGGAAUAUUUAGCUUUAACCAAUGACGUGUUUAGUAGAAAUAUCAACGCUCAUUUCUUCAGAAGUUUUUCUAUUUUCCCCAAUAUAGACGAAUCACGAAUAGAUGAAGUUUGGAAUGUUAAUAUGAAGAAACGMCAAGUAUGGUUUAUAUUCUCCGGUAUGGGAUCACAAUGGCAAGGAAUGGGCACAGAUCUUAUGAAACUUCCAAUUUUUGCUGAUGCUAUAAACAAAUGCGAUAUUAUACUAAAACCACGAGGUAUUGAUAUCAAGAAUAUUUUAACCAGUCAAGAUCCGAAACUUUUUGACAACAUUCUCAAUUCAUUUGUUGGAAUUGCUGCGGUUCAGAUUGGACUUAUAGAAGUGUUGAGAGCAUUAGACAUUACACCCGAUGGGAUCAUAGGCCACUCGGUCGGGGAAUUAGGAUGUGCCUACGCAGAUGGUUGUUUUACGGCUGAAGAAAUGAUAUUGGCUGCUUACGCCCGAGGUCGAGCUUCACUAGAAACGGACUUUAUUCCUGGAAUGAUGGCCGCCAUCGGACUUGGAUAUGGCCAAAUUAAAGAUAAACUUCCUCAUGACAUUGACGUUGCUUGUCGUAAUAGUGCAACUAGCUGCACAAUAUCCGGUCCAGUUGAAAGCAUCAAUGAAUUCGUAUCACAAUUAAAAUCCGAAGGCGUCUUCGCAAAAUCCGUCAAUGUAGCUGGCAUAGCAUUUCAUAGUAGAUAUAUACAAUCCACUGGCCCUACACUUCUUAAAUAUUUAAAAGAUGUGAUCAAAGUACCAAAAAAAAGGUCUUCUAAAUGGGUAAGUAGUUCGUUGCCAGAAUCUGAAUGGGAGUCUGACCUCGCAACAUAUUCUUCUCCAGAAUAUCACACAAACAAUCUAUUGAGUAGUGUGUUAUUCGAAGACGUUUUAAAACACAUACCUAUUGACGCUAUCGUAAUUGAAAUUGCUCCGCAUGGUCUCCUCCAAGCAAUUUUAAAAGGAGCAUUACCAGAAACAGUGACCCAUAUAUCUCUAACAAAGAGGAUGUUUGGAGAUUCAAUUCGAUUUCUACUUACUGCAAUAGGAAAAAUGUAUACUAAUGGAGUUAAUCCGAAAAUCAACAAUAUUUAUCCAGAAGUUACAUUUCCUGUUAGUCGAGGUACUCCUUGUAUUCAAAGUUUACCUUUUUGGAACCAUAAUGAAMAAUGGACACCUGUUGUAACUACCAAUUCACAAAUGCAUGGAUUCUUUGGGGAAAAAACAACAUCAAUACUUAUUAAUGAUAGUAUUCAUCUAAUCGAGUACCAAAUCCAYGGUGUUCAUAUUAUACCAUUUGCUUAUAUUCUAAUACAAAUUUGGGAAAUGUUUGUUGAAAUUAAUUCUAAAACGUUUUCUGAAGAGUGUGUUCAGUUUGAUAAUCUAUGUUUUAAAAAUAAUAUCAAAGUUUAUCCAAAUAAUGCAGCUGAAGGUAAUAUAAUGAUUCAAUGGGGAUCUGGUAAUUUUGAAUACAAUUUAAAUAAUGAGAUCAUUUUUUCUGGUCAAAUAAGCUUCUCGAACAAUKUACAUUUAAACAUAGAAACAGCAAAAAYAAAAGCUUUAGAUAUAUCAUCUGAUGAAUUCCAAGAAUGUAUACUAGAAGAAGAAAUAUAUGCAGUCUUCGAAAACAACGGAUUCAACCUAGGAGACAAUUUCAAAAAUAUUACCAAAUUUAAUAUUUAUAAAGAUUAUAUCCAAGGGAAUAUUAAAUGGAAAAAUGAUUGGAUUUACUUUCUUGAUGGAUUAAUAAAAUUUCCUAUAUUAGAAAAUUUAGGUACAUGUCCAAUAGAAACUCCAAUUUCUAUUAGACAAAUUAGUAUUAACCCAAUGAURUUCAAAAAUAAUACCGAAAAAGAUGUAUGUGUAAAUUACAACACAACAACUAAAGAAAUAACAUGUGAUGGAAUAAAAAUAACAGGUGUAAAAAAUGGACAUUUAGCACUGUCAACAAUUAAUUCAGCAGUAGUCAAUUUACAAGAAGAGAUAUUUAUUCAAUUCAACUWCUCACGAUGCAAAAAUAUUAACGAAUUCAUCAACAACUCUAUUGAUAUAAUAACAGAUAAUUUCGAUAAAACCUCUGAAAAACUAGUUUUAUGUACUCCAUACCAUUUUGACGAUCAGAUAUCUAAAUUAUGUACAAAAACAAUCAAGCAAAUCUUUGAAAAUCAACUUUUAAUGAAUAAUGAAACGUUAAGCUGGCAUGACGUUGAGAAUGAACAAGUAAACGAUGAAUCUAGAAAGUUUAUCACGGUGACUAAUAUUAAUUACAUACAAGAUACGAUGAGAGCUUUAGUCAAUAUAAAGUAUAGUUACAUAAUAGUAUGUUCAACAAAAAAACUGCGAGACAUCAAAGAUUGGAAAAUAAUCACACAACAGCAAUUUGACAAUGACGUUAAUUUAGGAUUGUUUAAAAAAGUAAUGACUAUUGAGAAGAAUAUAAUAUCAAUAAAACCAACAAAUGAUGAUUACGAUUUGAGCAUUUGGAGAGCAUUAGACAAAUUUGUUUCAUCAAAAAGCAUGAUCUAUAUAAUUUCAAGAUCUGUGCCGUUAGAAGGCAUCAACACUCAUGUUAUAGAAAUGUUAAAAAAAUAUAAAUCAAAAAAAUUAAGAUUCGUAUUUAUUUUGGAUUCCAACGCACCAGAUUUUGACUCUCAUCAGUCAUUCUAUACAGAUCAACUAUCAAAAGAUUUAACAGUAAAUAUUUAUAAAAAUGGUGGUUGGGGUUCUUAUAAAAGAUUUGUUCUUCAAGAUUUAAAAGGUGAUGUUAAAGUCAACAAAAAUCYARUGBUUAAAAAUGUCUUUAUGGAUAUAAAAAAUAAAUUAGCAGUAAAAUAUCUAGGGCUGAAUUUUAAAGAUUUAGUUGUUGAAGAAAAUACAGAAAAUAAAUUUGGACCUCUGGAAUACUCAGGGUAUAUCGAUGAAAAAACCACCAUGGGAAUAACUUCACUCAAUGAAAUAUCUUCUGAAAUGAUUUAUGACCCRCUUUUGUCUUGGCCUGUACCAUCGACAUGGUCACUACAAGAUGCAACCACWRUUCCUCUGGCUUACGCCAYGGUGAUUACACUUUUAAUUAAUUAA
Molecule: messenger RNA, 4555 nt
Organism: Diuraphis noxia (Russian wheat aphid)
Lineage: Eukaryota; Metazoa; Arthropoda; Insecta; Hemiptera; Aphididae
Product: fatty acid synthase-like
Biological process (GO): fatty acid biosynthetic process
Molecular function (GO): oxidoreductase activity; fatty acid synthase activity
Source: RefSeq, a predicted model, not a curated record